Messenger RNA from Trichobilharzia szidati, 3360 nucleotides. The record is from the annotation of a GenBank genome assembly. NCBI's taxonomy places the organism in Eukaryota, Metazoa, Platyhelminthes, Trematoda, Strigeidida, Schistosomatidae.
ACCAUUGCUACUCAUAUUUCUGAUACGUUAAAAAGAGAAGUCAUUUAACGAAAAAGACAGGAUUACUUUAUGAUUUCAAAUAGUAACAAUAAUAACAAUAAUAAUACAGUUGGCACAAAAAUAUUAUUCAUUGAAACAUCUUCUUAAUAAUAUUAAUAAUAAUAAGGAGGAGUUACAUUACUUUGGAAAGUAUUAUUGGUGCUGAUUAACUACUAACUUCUGCGACAAUAAUUCGAUAUAAUGCUGAGAAAUACAGAAUUCAAUUCGGGGGGUCAAAACGGUAAUGAAAAUAACACCGUUAAGUUGUUCGACUUUGGUUUACCACCCAGUGCAAGGAAAGCUUAUGGAAAUCUUGCCGAACAAUCAGACAGAAAAGCUUACAGUAACAUCAAUCUAAGUGAUACAAUAACAGAUACAGAAGAGGACAUCUCAUUACGAGGACGCCCGAACUCAUUUUAUGAGUACCCUGUGCCAAAACAAAAUACUAAAAUAACUCGAGCUGGUUCAUUCAAUUGCAUAGAUUCCGUUAGUUAUGAAAAUGAUUCAGGAGACUGGGCGCCUAAUAAUUAUCGUCAUUUUCCACGAUUCAAACCUACAGAUAAAGGACCGGAAAGUGAUGAACAAAUUACUGAAAUGUCAUCACCUAUAAACAGAACUAUUAGUCCAGUGGCUGUUGCUUCAUCUACUCCAAAAACCAAUCAGAAAAAAAUACCAAUUACUAUGAAUUUAACUAAUUCAUCUGUGGCUACAGGUCAUUCAUAUGAAGUGUCUGUAGAAAAUCACAAUAACAGCAGUAUUACACAAAACGGUCCAUAUUCACCGAGAACAGUGACACCUACUGCGGAUACAAGUGCGAUUAUGGAUUCGCCUAGUAUGGACAGAAGUGAUAUACAUUCUUAUAACAACGUAAGGACAAUUCAAACAACACCAAAGAAUGACAAAUCUUACGGUCAACCAAGAUCGAAUCAGGUAAAUGCAGAAAGAUAUCUAAAGUCGUCAAAUAUUGUUAUUGUACAUGCAGAAGAUGAUAUAAGCGACCAAAGUAACAUUUAUCCACAGUUUGCUCAAACUCUAAUGAAUUCCUACAAAGGUCGCAGUAUGGAAGAUUCACCACUGAUGAACAACAAACCUAAAGUAAAAUUAAUUUAUGCUAAGCCACCGAAACUUAGAAGAGAUUUAAUGGGGAAUGAACCACGCCAAGAAGUUGUACCAGUGACAAAAAUGAACACUGCACCAGCAUAUCAAUCCGUACCAAAAGACAGUAACUGUUUUAUUUCGAAAAAAGUUGACCUCAGCGAUACACCUGAACAAAAAUACACAACUGUUUCUAAUCAAUUCGGUACACUAAAUGACUCAUUGGAUCGUGUUAUACUUCGUUUGUUCGACUCAGCUGUUGUACCAGGCGGUGCAUUACGUGGUGUUGUUUACAUAACUACAAAGAAUCCACUUCAAUUGCACACAUUAGCAGUUACCGCGGAAAUGAUAACUAAGACUGUAUCUGCAGAUGAAAAACAAGAUAUGGAGAAACGUAUACCGAUAUCAUAUACUGUACUUUCUGAUGAUAAAACAGUUGGUAGAAGGAGACCUUUGCGUAAAUUCACUUAUCAACAACCUGAAUUUAUGCAAUCACCAAUUAAAGAGGCGAAUUUCAGUGAUCCAUGCUUUUCACCGUAUAUAGGACCAGUUAUGCUUGAACCAGGUGAUCAUGCUAUCCCGUUUGCAUUCCCACUUGAUAGUGAUGCACAUCCAUCAAUACUACUGAGAGGUAAAGUUGGUAUGUCAGGUGAAGCAGAAAUUGUACACAGGUACUUUAUUUACGCAACUAUGAGGCUGAACCGUGCAAAUGAAGACAAUCCACUGACAAUUAGUUCUAACGGUUUAAAUUUCAAAGUGCUUAGCUGUGGUCCUCUUGAUCAUCAAUUGCCUAAUGGUGAGCGCGUGCCAGCAAUUAUGCAAACAUUUACUAUGGAAAAUAGACAAAUGUUGAUACAAUUUGACAGUGUAAUUCUACAGGAUUCAGAUGAUAUUAACAUUUACAUAUUUACAGAUGAUCCAACUGGUCUACGUUAUGCUGAAGCCUAUUUACUUCGUAUCUUUCAUAUACCUGGAUUGAAAGUUUCUGAUACAAAAGCUUUAUAUAAAUUGAAGAAAUAUCCUCCGAAUGUUUUUAUAGAUGCACAUUCUGAAAAAGUUGCUUUCACUGAACGCCUACCUUUACCGUUUUCUGAAGCAGCUGAAGUUGAAAGUGCAAGAUUACUCGCUGAUUCACAGCACUUACCAAGUCAAUAUCGAGAUUUUCGUUUAUCUUGUGAAUCAUUGAAUUCAGCAGAACAGUCUCAGAGAACGCUACAACAGAGUACAUACAAAGAAUUACCAAGAGCUGCACGUAGAGCUGGUUGCCAUAUCAAUAUGAGCAUACCUCUUAAUUCAGUUCCACAAAGCUCUUUAGAAGCACUUAAGAUCACCUAUUACGUCAGAGUUCUUAUUCAUGGGAAACGUAAAGUAAUGGCUUACAGUCUGCCAAUAUCUGUAGUGGAACAACGUGCAAAAGACUACAAAAUGCGUUAUUUAGGCGAUGGAAAUCACUUGUUCGACCCAGAAUACUUGAAAUUAAAACGUGAUAGUCGAUGUUCUGUUUCAUAGACUCUAUGGCCAAUGAAGUAAGUAUUCAUCAAAAUCAAAUAUCAACGCUGAAUGCUCAACAACUAUUAUGAUGUAAUACUUGGGAUAAUAGUAAAUUUUCGUAGCCACAUUUCGAUACUGGGUUAACAGUGUUUUAUAUUCUACAUUUAUGGAUUUUCGGUGUAUGUCGGUAGGUGUGUGCGUGUGAAGGAAUUGUCUGUCUCUCUCUAUCAUUCUUUCCUUCGUCCAUAGUGUUGGUAAUUUAAUUAAUACAUAUCUCUAUGACUGAUUUGAUUGAAAGAGAGCUUUCAUCAAACUAUUUAAUCAUUUAUUUAGAUACUUUUUUUCUUCCCUACUUCUGCUAAAUAUCAUUAAAUUCUUAAAUUCCUUAAUUGCCUCAAAAUGCUGAGUUCGUAUUAGUUUUAUUGAAAAUAAACUUAAUUAAAAUUAAACAUAUGAGCAAAUAAACUUCUGUUUUUUCAGUAGUUACCUUUAUCCUCUCUAUCAGUUAUAUUUAUCUAACUAACUAACUAACCAACCAACUAACCAACUAACUAACAUGUUCUAUUACUUUUGUUUUGUUUUUUUUGGUUAUAAACCGAAUUAAAUCUACAAAAUUAAAAUUAGCUUGUCAAUAAACCUCUAUUCCGCUUUUUAUUAUUUCUAGCUAGUAAUCUCAUAUUGAAGACAUGCUGAACAAUGAACUAAAGUUAAUAAUUUCGUGAUGUUGAUAACAGC